UCUUAUUUUAAUUUCCAAUACACGUUGCAGGCAUAUUUUUAAUUACAAUGUUUUCAAUUAAUAUUAUAAUUUUUUCGAGUAUCGUAUUUUUUAUUAAGGAAAGUAGUGCUGUAAAUUCAAACGAAGUAAAUUCUACGGUGGAUAUAACAUCGAGUGACAAUGUAAAAGAGAAAUUUUAUAAGUACGUUGAUAAUAAGGAUGGAUUAAUCUCUACAACAGGAGUACAGGAACUAUUAUUUAAAGAGCUGAACGUAUUCGUUACUAUUGACCAAGCAAAGAAAUUUGUAGCUUUGUUUGAUCGAGACGGCCACCACAAAAUUGGAUUAAAAGAUAUCAAAAAAAUAGAACUGAUGCUGGCUAUUUUGUUAAAGAAGGAAACAUUAAAUAUAGAGGAUAAUCACGACGACGACGGCGAUAGCACUAUUUCGGCCAAUGAUAUUGAUUUAUUUUUAUUAAAUGAUUUUGAUGGAGAUAUAAGGUUGAAAAAAGCAAAAGAAAUACUUCUAAUUAGUGAUCAAGACGAAAAUGGUCCAAUAGAAUUUGAAAAAAUGGAAGAACUAGGAAAAAUAACAACAUCUUCGUUACAGAAGAAAACAUCUAGUAAUACUUGGGAAGAGAUAUUUAGAAAUUACGACAAAAAUAAUGAUGGCAAUAUCUCAGCAGAAGAUUUUCAGAAAUUUGCUUUACAAAAUCAAAAAAUAAACCUUAGUUUGGAAGAGAUAAAAAAAAUUACAGAUGUAUUCGAUGAAAAUGACGAUGGUCAAAUUAAUCUUAAUGAAUUUCAGAAAAUAGUUAAGUUAAUGAUGGUUUCGUUUAAGAGAGAUCCAGAGACAGUUAAAUAUCUAAUAGCAAAAAAUAUAUUUCAAAAUUACGACGAGAACGGCGACGGUUUUAUAACCGUAAAUGAAUUCCGAAAAUUGCUAGCAAAAGAGUUUUACCUAAUUUUAAGAACACAAGAAGCUGAAGAAAUAAUAAAAAACUACGAUACAAAUAACGAUGGUAAAAUCGAUAUUGAAGAGUUUGAAAAUAUGGAUAUAAUGCAGUCCAAGGUCCAGUACGAAACGUUAGAUGACUAUUCGGAAGAAGAUUGGAUUCACAAAUUCAAGAGAUACGACGUAAACGAUUCUGGGAAAAUCUCCACAUCGACAUUCCAGACAUUGUUACAAAAAGAGUUUUUCAAAGUCAUCGACAUUGAUCAUGCAAAAGCAUUAUUAGAGGUGUUCGAUAUAGACGGCAAUCAUGAAAUAGAAUUUGAAGAGUUCAAAAAAAUGGGACCAAUACUGACAAAAUCACUUAAGAUAGAAUUACAACCGUACCAAGAUGCUUUCAAUCAUUUUGAUAUUGAUCGUAAUCAGUAUGUUACCGCUGAAGAAUUAAAGCAAUCGUUGAAAACUUUAAAUAUAGAUAAAACAAUGGAUGAAGUAAAACAAACAAUUAUGCAAUUCGACACUGACGGUGAUGCCGAAAUUAAUUUGCAAGAGUUUAUAGAGAUGAUAAAAAUGAUGGACUAAAUAGAAACCUCUAACUUAAGCUAACAACUAUAGUACAUUAUAAUGUAAUAGCAAAAAUAUUUAGAAAAUAAAAAUCUAUUUUUAAUAUUUUAAUUUAUUUAGGUAGAACUUACUCUUUUUUAUCACUGCUCUAAAUUACUUGACAUCAGGAACCCUUAUUAGCUACUAAAUUAUAUUUACAACGAUAUUCCUAUAUACACUGCAUUUACACCAAUCACUCUAUAUAUUUUUAUGUAAUCUCUAAAUAUAAUUAAUAUAGAGCAUUUUAAUUAUAAAUUACUAAGUAAAGCGGUAUUUAAUUUUUUCUUCUCUAACUUCUCAUAAUAAAUUGCCAUAUACAUAAUAAUGGUUUCGUUGUUAAAUAUCCUAAUAGGAAUCCAAAUUGAUUUUUCUACACUCUUUAUCAUUUCUUUUCUCUUACAUUGCUUCCCAAACGUUUAUUGUGUAACUUAUGAGCACCUAUCCUAUUCUCCACAAAAAAUUACUUAUCAGCUUCACCGAAGCUUUAAUCUUAAGCUUAACAACUUCUUCUCCAAAUAUCUGGUAUUUUAUUUUUUCACGCAAUAUAUUGUCGAAAACGU
Messenger RNA from Adelges cooleyi (spruce gall adelgid), 2092 nucleotides. RefSeq lists its product as uncharacterized. The record is from RefSeq and is a predicted model, not a curated record. NCBI's taxonomy places the organism in Eukaryota, Metazoa, Arthropoda, Insecta, Hemiptera, Adelgidae. Gene Ontology annotation, molecular function: calcium ion binding. The transcript is spliced from 13 exons. Bases 48 to 1511 code for a protein of 487 amino acids.